AUCCUCUCCCCCAAUAUCAAAAUGGAUUACCAGACCAUUUUGCUAGCUCUUUUGUUUACCUCCACUUUGAUCCUCAUUAGCUUCUAUCCCUUUCAUGGCCGGAAAAAGCUUACACCACCGCCGCCGCCAGGGCCAGUUCCCUUACCCAUAAUAGGAAACCUUCACCUGCUAGGAAACCAACCUCACAAGUCCCUUGCCUUACUAGCCCAAAAAUACGGUCCUGUUAUGCGCCUCAAACUGGGCAUGGUAAACACCGUCGUCAUUUCUUCAUCCGCCAUGGCCAGAGAAGCUCUGCAGAAACAAGACUUAGCCUUCUCUAGCCGCACAACUCCCGACGCUCUGAGCAGUCUCAACCGCCGCACGCCGUCCGUGUUUUGGCUCCCGGUCGCCGCCAAGUGGCGAUCCCUCCGCACGAUCAUGAACACCACCAUAUUUUCCGGCAGCAAGCUCGACGCCAACCAGGAGCUGCGGGCGAGAAAGAUACGUGAGCUUAUAAUGUACUGCCGGAAGAAGGGCCGUGCAGGGGAAGCGGUGGAUAUCGGGCGUGAAGCUUUCAAGACGACCCUGAAUUUGCUGGCUAACACCAUCUUCUCCAAGGAUUUAACUGACCCCAAUUCGGAUUCCGCCAUGGAUCUCAAGAACUUGGUGUGGAAUAUAAUGGAGGAAGCUGGAAAGCUCAACCUGGUUGAUUAUUUCCCCUUCCUUGGAAAGCUUGAUCCCCAAGGAAUCAGGCGGCGCAUGUCUCACCAUUACACUGAAACGGUUUCCAUUUUCAAAGAUCUGAUCGACCAACGGCUGGAAGAUCGGAAAGUGGACGGAAACAGAAAUGGUGAUGUUUUAGAUUCACUCCUGGGCAUCAGCGAAGAGAAACCGGAGGAGUUUGAUAGAGGUCAAAUUGAGCGCAUGUGCUGGGACUUGUUUGUUGCUGGGACCGAUACGUCUUCGAGCACAGUAGAGUGGGCAAUGGCAGAACUUUUGAAAAAUUCAGAAGCCAUGGCGAAAGCUCAAUCUGAGCUUGCAGAUGUUAUUGGCAAAGGGAAGCUAUUGAAUGAAGGUGAUGUUGCUCGUCUUCCUUACUUGCAAUGCAUUGUGAAAGAAACAUUUAGGUUACAUCCGCCAACUCCAUUGUUGAUCCCACGUAAAGUUGAACAAGAUGUAGUGUUGUGUGAGUAUACUAUUCCUAAAGGCUCAAAGAUCCUGAUAAAUGCAUGGGCAAUCGGGCAUGACACUAAUCUUUGGGAUAAUCCGUUUGUCUUCAAUCCCGAGAGGUUCUGGGAUUCAAAAAUUGAUGUUAGGGGACAAGAUUUUGAGCUCAUUCCAUUUGGAGCUGGUAGGAGAAUUUGUCCGGGGUUGCCAAUGGCAGUGAGAAUGGUUCCAGUAAUGUUAGGGUCAUUGUUGAACUCGUUCGAGUGGAAGAUUGAAGGAGACAUAACAUCGGAGAAUUUGGACAUGGAGGCCAAGUUCGGGAUGACAUUGGCUAAAGCUCAUCCCUUUCGAGCCAUACCUAUUCCCAUCAUGUGAAUUGUACUUCAAUUUUAGAUAUAAAUAUCAAGAAUGACGAUCAUUGUUGAACAUUAUUUUCUCUAUCAAUUUUUAAAAACU
Ipomoea nil (Japanese morning glory) is the source of this 1602-nucleotide messenger RNA. Its product is annotated as geraniol 8-hydroxylase-like. The transcript has 2 exons. The record is from RefSeq and is a predicted model, not a curated record. Gene Ontology annotation, molecular function: oxidoreductase activity, acting on paired donors, with incorporation or reduction of molecular oxygen; iron ion binding; heme binding. Bases 22 to 1521 code for a protein of 499 amino acids. NCBI's taxonomy places the organism in Eukaryota, Viridiplantae, Streptophyta, Magnoliopsida, Solanales, Convolvulaceae.